AUGGAGGGGGAGAUGGGCUCUAAGAGCCCUGGAGGCAGCUGGAAAGAGCAGGGAGGGCGGCUACAAGAAGACGCUCAACGACAGAAUCAAGUUCCUGCAAAUGGCGAUGACAACGAUGCCAAACACGAAAAUUCUACAUCAGCCAGGGAGCCGGUAGACAAGAAGGAAAACCCCAGACCUUGGAGCGAACUGAAAACCAAGGCAGGUAAAGAGCGCAAAAGACUGCCACUCGCUUGUAUCGCGUGCCGGAGGAAGAAAAUUCGCUGUUCGGGAGAGAAGCCAGCUUGCAAACACUGCUUUCGCUCCAGAGUUCCCUGUGUAUAUAAAGUCACUGCACGAAAAGCCGCACCCCGCACAGAUUACAUGGCUAUGCUGGAUAAACGACUGAAAAGAAUGGAGGAGAGAGUUAUCAAAACCAUUCCCAAAAAUGAUCCGAGAGACAUGGCUGCUAUUGGACGGGCAGUAGUCAAACCAACCGUGCCGGCACAAACACCUCGCGGGUCCAGACCAGCCCACAAAAAGAGAUCAGCAGAUGAGGCGUUCCAUGCAGCACUUAAUGAAUUGACGCAAAGAAAUAAAGUCUCCGCACCCGAUGGCUUCCCCAUCUCCUGGCAAUGGCAAAUUCCUGAUGAGAAUAAACUUUAUAAAGAGGGGGCGGAGUUUCUUCCUUCUACCGAACUCCAAGGACAUCUCGCAGAAGUUUUCUUUGACUGCGUCUACGGCCAGUCCUAUCUCUUGUUGCAUAAACCGAGCUUUAUGCGCAAGCUUAACAGAGGGAAUGUUCCACCUGUUCUGAUGUUGGCGAUCUGUGCGAUUUCUGCUCGUUUUUCAACUCACCCCCUUGUUACUACGGAGCCGGCCUUUUUGCGCGGAGAAAAUUGGGCGACCGCUGCGGCGAAUAUUGCACUUAGUAGACAUGAUGAGCCUAAUAUUACCAUCCUUAUUGUGUUUCUCAUCUUGGGACUCCACGAAUUUGGCACCUGUCAUGGCGGACGGAGUUGGUCUUUUGGAGGCCAAGCGUUGAGAAUGGCUUAUGCCCUGCAGCUUCAUCGCGAACUCGACCAUGAUCCCCAGGGCAAUAGCAAAGCGUCAGAGCUCAGCUUUACUGAUCGUGAAAUCCGACGACGAACAAUGUGGGCGUGUAUCUUGAUGGACCGGUACAACUCGUCUGGCAGCCAAAGGCCACCCAGCGGUAACGACAAGUUCCUGCAGAUACAACUUCCCAUUAAGGAGUCAUAUUUUCAAUUGGAAAUUCCUGGGCCAACAGAGGACCUUGAUGGUUCGGUGCCUAAUCCGGUUCCUGAAGGGGUGGGACAAUUAUCCAACCCGAAGGAGAAUAUGGGAGUUUCUGCGUAUACGAUUCGUGCCCUGAUGCUCUGGGGACGGGCCGUAGAUUACCUUAACCUUGGCGGCAGAAACAAAGACCCUCUCCCCAUCUGGCAUCCAAAAUCUGGUCACGCAGAGUUGAAGAACCAGCUGGAAGAUUUCUCUGCGUCUCUUCCUAAUUCCUUAGCAUUUACUCUGGAGAAUUUGCGUCACCAUUCGGCUGAGAAGACCGCAAACCAAUUCCUCUUUCUACAUAUAGUUAUUAACCAAAAUAUUCUCUUCUUAAAUCGAUUUGCGAUUCCACUAUCCCCUGGUGGGACACCCCCCAAAGAUAUUCCUCGCCCCUUUCUUAGCGAUGCUGGUCGCGCAGCUGUGGAAGCCGCAAGCCAUAUAUCUAUGUUGAUUAAUCAGGCGUCAGGUUAUAAUUUAACAGUUCCAUUUGCUGGCUACUCCGCCUAUGCCGCCAGCACAGUACAUAUCUGGGGCAUAUUUUCGAAAAAUUCAAGACUUGAAGCGACAUCAAAAGAAAAUCUCCACCAUACAUACAGAUAUCUGAACAAGAUGAAACGGUACUGGGGAAUGUUCCAUUAUAUGGUCGAGAGUACCAAAGAUCGAUAUCGCCAAUUCGCGGACGCUGCCAUGAAAGGGGUGUAUUUCAACUCUUCGGACCAAGAUGCUUCAUUAUUCCAGUACGGCGAUUGGUUUGAUAAGUAUCCUCAUGGUGUUUCGCGCCUUCACUAUGAAGAUCCGCCAUUUCGCCCUCAUAGGGAUCCCGGUGGAGAGGCUGUGAUGGCACAAAAGUCUGAUCUUCAAAGCGUCGAAGACUUCUUCGCCAGCCUAUCACCUCCUUUACACUCAGAAAUCCCGCGCAAGGAACCGAGGAGACGGAAAAAGUCAAGUACAGAACCACGACAAUCACGUCAGAGUAUGUUAAACUCUGCAAAUCGAUAUUCACCACUUCAACAACCCCAAUCACAGCUACCGCCGCAACUUGAAUCGCAACCACAACCGCAGUCACAACAAGUGCCACAACAGCCCCAUAUACCUAUAAAUCCCACUCAACUCCAAGACUUCAAUUUCAAUACUCAGACUAUGUUCCCGCAAGCCCAAACCACCAACUUCAAUCCAUCAACCUAUAACUUCUCCAUCAACCCCGACCAACUUCCGCAACUUGAUCGCCAACUAGUUUACGGUGCUUAUGCUAGCCUCGACCUAAGCGCAUCUACACCAACUGCUAUACCAAUAAACCCACCCCCAAGGAUGGACACAGUUCCAAAUGUGUCAACGCAGACGGAAUCAAAUCCUUCUUCCGAGAUAUGGAACUCCCAUUUCAACAUUGUAGGUGACGCCGGUGCUUGGGCAGGUGAAUUUGUACAACCCAGCGCUUGGUUCCUGCCUUUCAACCUGGAACCCAUUGGUCAAAUUGGAGCAGGCAUCAGAGCUUCUCCUUCCACCCAAGCAGAGGUGGCAGUGCCGUCAGAAACGAGGGCGGAGCCUUUGCUUAACCCUGGAACAUAUUCACCGGUGAACACCAUGAUUGGCUCGUAUAACCUCGGCGUCUGA
Paracoccidioides brasiliensis Pb18 is the source of this 2889-nucleotide messenger RNA. RefSeq lists its product as uncharacterized. The record is from RefSeq and is a predicted model, not a curated record. Bases 1 to 2889 code for a protein of 962 amino acids. Gene Ontology annotation, molecular function: DNA binding; zinc ion binding; DNA-binding transcription factor activity, RNA polymerase II-specific. Gene Ontology annotation, cellular component: nucleus. The transcript has a single exon. Gene Ontology annotation, biological process: regulation of DNA-templated transcription; DNA-templated transcription.